CCAACCUCAAAAGCUCCAAGUUAAGACUAUCAAGCAGCAGAGGCAAAUCAUGUAUGUCUCCCUGCGGGUCCCCUAGUACUACUGUGUGGUUUAAGAUCCCAAUCCACAGUACGACUGAGAGUACUCCGUGGAUAGUGGAUGGAGUACUUCAGACCAGCAGAGGCUUGUCUCACUUAGGUUACAUCGACUAAAGGGCAUCAAUAUUCCCGGUGCACUCGUACUGAUACUCUGUCAUAGUAUAAAGACAGCAUCUCCCCAUCCAAACCUCUCGAUUCUCAUCCUCAUCAUAACAUCAUCUUUUCUUUCUACAUCCUUGAAACUCCAGAUUCCAAUCCUCACCCACACCACUACAUCCAUCAUGAAGCUCUCUACCGUCGCCUCUGUUAGCUCUCUCCUCGUUGGAGCCCACAGCCUGCCCACUGCCCCGGCCAGUGACAAUGGUCCCUUCCAGGUCAUGGCCCUCCGGUCCGCCUCUCCCAUCCACUUCCUCGGCAUGACCGCUUCUCAGAACAGCUUUUGGUUGGGCGGCGAGACCACAACCUACUGCCCCGACGUCGUUAAGCAGCAGGGUGCCUGCCCCGACGGCACUCAGACUGUUCUGUAUACCAACGCUUUGGAUGUCUCGGUCCCCGGUGGCCAGCAAAUCUACGUUGACCCCUCUGGUGCGGUCAAGUUCACCAUCGCUCACUCUGCCAACAUGCCCCCUGGCUCCACCGUCGAGGGAUUCUCCUACGCUUCCGGUGACCCCUUCGGCCACUGGAACUUCAACGGCCAGGGCGCCACCGGCUUCAUGGCUUGCCCUACUCAGGGCGAUGCUCCUGCUCCCUACCAGGUCUUUGCCGCCAUCAGCUCCGCGACCGUUCCCACUGGCAAUGUCGCUGACUGCCUCGGAUUCGAUGCGGCCGCUAUUGCCUGGACUCCUUCUGAGGGUCAGACUGCUGCCGCUUGGCAAUAUAUCUAAGACUAAGACGGCAUCUGUAUGCUUUGUUGAUAAUAUAAUGGUAUGAGUUAUUGUCGCACAGACGGGUCCGACUGUAGAGAAGGGAGGGUGUUUUGUAUAUACUUGCAUCAUGGAUAUAUAUCUUGCUUCAUAGCCUUCAUUGCGCGAUUCGAAUAAUACAACAAUACGAAUCUCUCG
Aspergillus novofumigatus IBT 16806 is the source of this 1138-nucleotide messenger RNA. RefSeq names its product IgE-binding protein. The transcript is spliced from 2 exons. The coding region runs from base 359 to 961 and encodes 200 amino acids. The record is from RefSeq and is a predicted model, not a curated record. Lineage: Eukaryota; Fungi; Ascomycota; Eurotiomycetes; Eurotiales; Aspergillaceae.